This is a messenger RNA of Linum tenue, 1764 nucleotides long. The record is from the annotation of a GenBank genome assembly. Lineage: Eukaryota; Viridiplantae; Streptophyta; Magnoliopsida; Malpighiales; Linaceae.
AAAGCUUUUCCCAGGCUGUUCUUCUUCUGCUACUUCACUUCUUCCACACUCUCAAGAACCCUAAAAAGCAAUCAUGAACUCCAAGCUAGUCCUCCAAUCCCUGACGCGAAAUCACAGUGCUAUCAUCUCCAGAUCCUAUCACCUCGCCAAGAACAACAGCAGGCCCACUCUCUAUUCGAAGAUCAGCCCCCUCGGCAAUUCAUCCGUCUCGGCCGAGCUCGACAAUUGGGUCAAGACCGGCCAGAAAGUCCGGUUUCCGGAGCUUCAGCGGAUUGUUUUCGAUCUCCGCAAGAGAAGGCGAUUCACUCAAGCCCUAGAGGUUUUAGAAUGGAUGAGCAGAUUGAGUACUGUUGUUAUCUCACCCGCUGAGCAUGCUAUUAGGCUCGAUCUAAUCGGGAAGGUUCAUGGGUUUGAAGCUGCCGAGGUUUACUUCAACAACCUUAAAGACAUCGACAAGACCGACAAGACACAUGGGGCUCUCCUCAACUGUUAUGCUCGCCAGAAGCAAGUGGAUAAGGCCAUCUCCCAUAUGCGGAAGAUGAAGGAGCUUGGUUUAGCCACGUCUUCCUUGACUUACAACGGCAUCAUGUGCUUGUACACGAAUAUCGGCCAGCAUGAGAAGGUACCUUCGGUGUUGGCCGAGAUGAAGUCCAACAACAUUUCUCCAGACAACUACAGCUACAGAAUUUGCAUCAGUUCUUAUGGCGUUAGAUCCGAAAUUGACGAAAUGGAGAAAGUUCUGAACGAGAUGGAGCAGCAAGAGAACAUCUUGGUGGACUGGAACACUUACACAGUUGUUGCCAACUUCUACAUUAAGUCUGGCCUUCGAGAUAAGGCGAUCGAUGCUCUGAAGAAAGCAGAGGAGGUUCUUCAAUGGAAAGAUGGAACCGGAUUUAACCACCUCAUAUCGCUCAAUGCAGCUCUUGGGAACACAGCUGAGAUAAUACGAUUAUGGAAUGCGGAGAAAACCCUUUGUAAAAGGUGCAUAAACAGAGAUUACAUCACUGUGCUGGAAGCCCUGGUGAAAGUCAAGGAGAUUGAUGAAGCUGUGAAGAUCUUGGAAGAAUGGAAAUCUUGUCGGAACAAUUACGAUUUCAAGGUUCCAAAUGUUAUCGUUAUUGGAUGUGUAGAGCAAGGCAUGAUGGAGAAGGCCGAGGCUGUGCUUCGACAGUUGAUGGAGAAAGGAAAGGCUGUUACUCCGAAUAGUUGGGCCACAGUGGCAAAAGGGUACCUGGAUAAAGAUGAGCCGGCAAAGGCUUUCGAAUGCAUGAAGGCUGCUGUUUCACAGUACGAGGAGAAUAAAGGGUGGAAGCCUAAUCCGAGCGUGAUUACUGGGGUUUUGAGUUGGCUCGGCGAUGAAGGAAGUGCUGAAGACGCGAGAGCUUUUGUCGAUGGGUUGAUGAAAGUUGUGCCAGUGAGCAGAGAGAUGUAUCACGCCUUGCUGAAGGCAUACAAAAGGAGCGGGAAAGAAGUGGAGUCUCUCUUGAGUGCCAUGGAAGCAGAUGGUAUUGCCCAGAAUGGGAAAACACAGAGAAUCCUUGGGAGGAAAGCGGAUUGAGUUGUUAAGAGAGAUCCUUAUAAUUAUCGAAAUUCGAAAAAUCUGUUUUGAGUGACGGAUUUUCAGAAUGCUGUCAUUGCGAAAAGAGAGACUGGUAGAGCGAAAACUUUGUUGUUUUGGUAGGUAGAUUUUCAAACUCUAUGAAAUUGGUGUUUUCUAAGAAGUACCAAGAUGCCUUUCUUCAUAUUGGUGAAUCAGAUGGUCGA